AUGGAGUGGAAGUAUUUGACGGCGGUGACUGGCAACUGCUCCUAUUCGCGAGCCCAAGAUCUGGUCCUGCGCACCCUAAAUCGCUCCUUGGAGCUCCAGAACCGUGGUCUGGCAGCCAUCCUGCUGAAAGCCGAUGGCACGGCCUUCGGGUCUCCGGAAAAUCGUAUUUCCUUGGGAAGUCGCGGCGACUCCUUUUACGAGUAUCUUCUCAAAGACAGCCUGUUUUCUGGACAGGAGGCCGAUCCAUUGGCAUGGACGUUAUGGAAUUCCUUCAGGCGCAAGCUCCCGGACCUUCUGGUGGAAGUCGAUCCGAAGCUGGCGGCGAAGGCCCGAACGAAGCGGCGGCGGAAGCAGAAGCCAGACGAGGCACCACGAGGAUUGGGAGGAUCCCGUGGUGGAUGGUAUGAAACCUGGCGCGAGUGGCCCACGCCGUGGUUGUUUGUCAAGGAGGUUUCCCUCAGCCAAACAAUUCCGAAAAUGGACCAUUUGAUAUGUUUCCUUCCCGGAGCUCUUGCGCUUGAGGUAUUGCAUGAGCGAAGCCCAGACAACCGCAAAAGCAGGGUCGAUCUGAUUUUAGCUCACAAGCUUGUCGAGACUUGCGUUCACACGUACUGGCGCACUGUGUCCGACUUGGCCCCGGAGAUCACGCGGUUCAAUGCGUUGGGGUUGGUGGAUGACUUGGGUUCGAUGCACAACAUCCUCCGGCCUGAGACGAUAGAAAGUCUGUUUGUUCUGUGGAGGACUACGAAGAAGCAAGUCUACAGAAAUUGGGGCCAGCGAAUGCUGUGCGCCUUCUACCGCUCGAAGACGCCGUUUGGAUUCGCCAGCUUGCACAACGUCAAUCAACCAUCGAAGAUGCGUGAUGACAUGCCGUCGUUCUUCGUAGCUGAGACUCUGAAGUAUUUGUUCCUGCUUUUUUCCGAUGAUGCUGCCUUGCCGCUGGACCAGUUUGUCUUGGGAACUGAAGCACAUCCGCUGCCCAUCCUCCACACCUUGGAACAAAACGGAUCAUCGUCUUGGCCAUGCGGAAGAGGGGACAUCUUCACGCAGCAAGAGCAUGGGGCUCUCCUGCAAGCAGAGGAGCCUGCGCCGGAGCCCGCCACGGAGCUUCGCAGCGAGCUUCCCGACGAGCGGAGCAGUGAGCCCGUUUCUUCGCAGAGCGACGGCACGCCCACGAGCGUCGCAUCAUCCGAAGAGGUCCAAGCAGAAGCCAAGGUUUGCGACCGAGAGCGUCUCCAAGAACUUGCGCUCCGGAUCCAGGAGCUGCAGCAUGAGCUGCGGGAGGAGCAUGCCUCGUGCUCAGAUGCAGGCGAUCCAACCUGCUGGGUUGGCGGCUACAGUUACCAGGAGUGCUGCAUUCCGCCGCCCGGAAACCCGCUGUGCUGGGAUGCAGACUUCACUUAUGCGCGCUGCUGCAGGUGA
Symbiodinium natans is the source of this 1422-nucleotide messenger RNA. NCBI's taxonomy places the organism in Eukaryota, Dinophyceae, Suessiales, Symbiodiniaceae. The record is from the annotation of a GenBank genome assembly.